Geodia barretti is the source of this 1363-nucleotide messenger RNA. The record is from the annotation of a GenBank genome assembly. Lineage: Eukaryota; Metazoa; Porifera; Demospongiae; Tetractinellida; Geodiidae.
AUUCUUGCAGACAAUCCCCAACACGACAACAGUGAGACUGACUCUCGGCCACUGGAUGAACUACUUGUCUUUAUUGAGGGAGAUGAGGAGGGAGAAGGGGGCGGAGUCUCGGCGAUCUCCAUGACUACCAACAACAUCCCUAAGCCUGGGAAGAAAAAGAAAAAGACGAAAAAAAUCCAUCAACCGUCACUCCCGGCGACAACAGAGGAGGAGAGUGGUGGCCACACCCACAAGUCACAUGACGGGUCAUUGGGUGUGUCAGUUUGUGAGGAGAGAGAAGAUGAUGACAGGUCGUCUGGCAAGAAAACUGGCCCAGCUAGCCACACCCACCAAGAUCUGCCAUCAGAGGAGUUGUCUGAUGACUAUGAUGAUGAACUGGAGCAAUUCAAAAAGAUCUGUUUUGCAGCACCUGCUGUGAACCGCAAGAGAAUUGCAGUCUCGCUUGACAUGAAUGAUCUCAUGGCCAAAAUGAAAUAGACAUUACAUCAUCAUUACAUCAUUCUUGUACAAAAAACAGUGACACACACACAAUGUCUCUAACUGUUUUGAGAGUUGAAAUGUUGUGUAUUAUGAGAUAAUGGACAAAAAAAGUGAAUGAAACUAUACAACAACACAUUCUUCAACAUUAUCUUCAACUAUGAUGAUCUUGUCAGGUGAUGUACUGGCUACUAAACAGCUGCUCCUACCACUAGUCAUAGAGCCAAUCUCCACCCACUGUCCAUCCACUAGCUGGUGAAUGGAGUUGACUGGUGACUCACCUCGCUGCCACCAAUGAGUACUAGCUGUCCACAGAGAGUGGCAGCUGUUGAGUAUUGCACUGGUAGAGGAGGGAGAGGUUUCCAGGAUAGGGUGAGAGGUGAUGUGAUUGGUUGAUCACUGGAUGGUAGGGCUGCAAGAGAACACGAGUAGCAUUAGCAUCAAUUCCUAUCACAUUCAACCGAUCACCACAUAUUGUGGCUGAAGGGUGGCGGAGAGGUUGUGGUAAGUCUGUUAGUUGGUACCAUCUUCUGCUCUUCACUUGAAAUAGUUCAACUGUAGCAGUCCAACUAUACACCACCACACCCCCCCAAUCACAAUGAGGUAGUCACCAUCAGAUGUACUAACUACAGCAGUGUAGGAAUGUGCAGUGUUCAUUGGAGGGUAUUUCUCAACCCAUUUACUCUGUCGUAGUGUGUAUAGUUUGUUAGUACCACGAAAUCUAUGCUCUCCCCCCACAGCAGUUAGUUCCCUGUCAAUGAUGACUAGUCCAGAGUGACGACAUGGACAUGAAGGAAGUUCCUCCCAUUUCUCUGUACUACAUUCAUAUUGGUAGACUGAUUUGGGGCCAGGGGUGAAGUAUGCAAAUCGACCAUCAGUUGUUGCA